AAAUUGUCAAAUUGACGUUUGACGUUGUGGAUGUGGACACGUAUUAUUUUAGGUUUCGAUUGUAAAUUAUUUCUCAUUUCCUCUGUAAUUUACUUAAGUCCAUGUGAAUUAAAUACAUAAAGUGAUAACAUACAGAUUUGUGCACGAGAUACCGAACAUAAAAAAAUAUCCAGCAUGGCAGGCGUGGAGCAGCCAUGCUAUACCCUGAUCAACUUCCCGACGGACUCUGAGCCUUACAAUGAGAUGCAACUCAAGUUGGAUCUUGAGAAGGGUGACAUAAAAAAGAAAAUAGAGGCUCUAAAGAAGACAAUAGGCAUCAUCCUCUCUGGCGAGAAGAUCCCCGGUCUUCUGAUGAUAAUCAUCAGGUUUGUGCUGCCCCUGCAAGACCAUAUGAUCAAGAAGCUGUUGCUUAUCUUCUGGGAGAUUGUGCCCAAGACCACUCCUGAUGGCAAGCUCAUGCAGGAGAUGAUCCUUGUCUGUGAUGCGUACAGGAAGGAUCUGCAACACCCCAAUGAGUUCAUCCGUGGCUCCACUCUCCGCUUCCUGUGCAAGCUGAAGGAGCCGGAACUCUUGGAGCCCCUGAUGCCUGCCAUCAGGGCUUGCCUGGACCACCGCCACUCCUAUGUCAGGAGGAAUGCGGUGCUUGCCAUCUUUACUAUCUACAGAAACUUCGAGUUCCUAAUCCCCGACGCACCGGAGCUGGUGGCGAACUUCUUGGAAACUGAACAGGAUAUGUCAUGCAAGAGGAAUGCGUUCCUCAUGUUGUUGCAUGCUGACCAGGAGCGAGCGUUGACCUACCUUUCGUCUAGACUGGAUAACGUGCAGAGCUUUGGUGAUAUACUGCAGUUGGUUAUUGUGGAGCUGAUAUAUAAGGUGUGUCACGCGAACCCGUCAGAGCGUUCUCGUUUCAUCCGCACAGUAUACAGCCUUCUGAACGCAACUAGCGCCGCCGUGCGGUACGAAGCGGCCGGGACACUCAUCACGCUGUCGAACGCGCCUGCUGCUAUUAUAGCGGCAGCAGCAUGCUACAUCGACCUGAUCGUCAAGGAGUCGGACAAUAAUGUGAAGCUGAUCGUUGUGGGGCGUCUAUCAGCCCUGCGUUCUAGCGCUGGAGAGGCUGGUGCGAGGGCCCUGCCCAACCUGGCCAUGGACGUGCUGCGCGUGCUGGCGGCGUCAGACCUGGACGUCAGGAGGCACACGCUGGUGCUGGCACUGGAGCUGGUCAGCUCGCGUCAUGCGGAGGAACUGGUGCAAGUCCUACGUAAGGAAGCUGCGAGAGCUACCUCCGCCGACCAUGAAGAUGCUGCUAAAUACAGACAGUUGCUUGUGAGAGCGAUGCAUAGAGCUGCUCUCAAGUUCCCAGAAGUAGCAGGCAGUGUAGCCCCGGCUUUACUAGAACUGUUGGGUGACGGCAGCGAGCCGGCUGCGCAAGAUGUCAUGCUGUUCCUACGCUCUGCACUGCACACCUUUGUGGAUCUGAGAGACCAAAUAUAUCAGAAACUGCUGGAGUCAGUGGGCGGUAUCCGCGUGGGUAAGAUAGCGCGGUCGGCGCUGUGGCUGCUGGCGCAGUUCGCCGACACGCCGGAGCGGGCGCGGGCGGCGCUGGACGCCCUCGCCGCCGUCAUACCCUCCUCUGUCAGCGGGGAGGAGAAGCCUCAGCCGGACACGUCGGCGCCUCGGCAGCUGGUCACCAGCGACGGCACAUACGCCUCGCAGUCUGCCUUCAAUUUGCCUGCUGCUACUCCAGCCCCAGUAGGCGCGGCCGGGCUGUGGGCUGCACUAGGCUCCGGCGAGAGCUUCACAGCAGCAUGUGCGUGCUCCGCGCUGUGCAAGCUGGCUCUCAAGCUGGACAAGCGUGACGCUGCCUCUGCCAUGCACCUGGCUGCCAGGCUGCUAGCCUUCCAUAAGCAGAAUGCUGGUACAAACGGCACCCAAUCAGGUCUAACUGCCGACGACCUGGAGCACGGCGCCAUGUGUGUGCUGGCGGGUAGUUCCCGCCCCGACGUGGUGCGCGCCGCGCUGCUGGCGGGCUCGCACCGCGCGCUGGCCGCGCUGCUGGCGCUGCCCGACCGCGCCGCCAACCUGCUGGACGAUGCCGACAAGGAGCGUGAAGUGAAGCCCGACGACAACAAAGUGGACGUGGAGGCGGGCAUCGUGUUCGCGCAGCUGGCGGGCGGCGCCACCGCCACCACGCACCACGACAUGUUCGAGCUGUCGCUUACUAAGGCGCUGCAAGGUCGCAGCACCGGCGUGAGCGAGGAACGCGGCAAGCUGUCGAAGGUGACGCAGCUGACGGGCUUCUCCGACCCCGUGUACGCCGAGGCCAUCGUCGCCGUCAACCAGUACGACAUCGUCUUGGAUGUGCUCGUUGUUAAUCAGACUGACGACACGCUACAGAACUGCACGGUGGAGCUGGCGACGCUGGGCGACCUGCGGCUGGUGGAGCGGCCGGCGGCGCUGGUGCUGGCGCCGCGGGACUUCGCCUCCAUCAAGGCGCAUGUCAAGGUCGCCUCCACCGAGAACGGCAUCAUCUUCGGCAAUAUCGUAUACGAAGUAUCAGGCGCAUCAAUGGACCGUGGAGUAGUAGUGUUGAAUGACAUACACAUUGACAUCGUGGACUACAUCCAGCCCGCUGUCUGUACUGAUGCCGACUUUAGGCAGAUGUGGGCCGAGUUCGAGUGGGAGAAUAAGGUGUCCGUGAACACGAACAUCACAGAUCUGCGCGAGUACUUACAGCAUCUACUAGCUUCUACCAACAUGAAGUGUCUUACUCCUGAGAAGGCCCUGUCUGGUCAGUGCGGGUUCAUGGCGGCGAACCUGUACGCGCGGUCGAUCUUCGGCGAGGACGCGCUCGCCAACCUCAGCAUCGAGACGCCGCUGCACAAGCCCGGCUCGCCCGUCGUCGGCCACGUGCGGAUACGCGCCAAGAGCCAGGGCAUGGCGCUAAGCCUGGGCGACAAGAUCAACAUGAUGCACAAGACGCCGCACCAGAAGCCGCCGCCCAACCCCAUCCCCGCCGCGUAAGCUAUCGACUUCUAACAGCUACACGAGUCACCUAGCGCAUGCAAUCUACACCUUACUGCCUUAACAUACAGUCGACAUUCCUACUUACAUCGACCGCCACUAAACUCGUGCAAAUGAAUUUAUACCUUGUGUUGUGGGUAUAAAGUAUGUAUUCAGUUUCAGAUAGUAAAUUCUUUUUUUGAAUUGUGAUGUUUUAUAAUAUUUCCUGUACUUUAUUUUAUAAUCCGGGUGUAAGUUCCGAGAAAAAUAAUAGUUCUAUAAAUAAAUUGUACCAAACUAACCAUGUAUGUGUUUGAGCUAAUUUGAUCGGUCUCGCAUUUAUGUUACUUACUGAAAUCUUUGUGUUUUGUGUAGGCGAGGCCUGGCAAACGCCGGGAUUAGUAACGCCAGGCAGAAGAAGAAGACUUAAACUUUCCUGUAUUAUUGUAGGUUAUAUCGAAUCCCUCCGGCUCACUAAACUGUCCUAAUAUGACAUCAAACGGCACAUUUUUUUAUCAUAAAUUGUGAAUUACGUCGUCACAAUAUUUGUCGAUAUUAGUGAUGUGCUCAUCGCAGUCUUGUGUAAAGCCGGGCAAUUUUUUAUAUGACUAAUAAGUGGUUAAUUUGAUCCCCUUAUUGGCUAGACAAUAAUUUUAUUUCUUCGAAUAGUGCUAUUAUGUGUACUUGUAGACUUGCCCAAUUUCAUCUGUCCUGACUAUCGAUCAUAUCGAUAAAAUUUUAUACUGGUAGUUUUGAUAUCGAUAAAAUUGUGCAAGUGUAUGCAGUAUUUAGUUAAUUGUGUUUUAAUAUAUUUUAAUUUAUACGUAUUGCCAGGCAUUGUAAAUGCAGUAAGUGUCAAUAUAUUGUGUAGUUGUUAUUUAGUCCUUUGUAUUUCGCUAUUUAGUUGUAACAAACAUUUAUUAUUAUUAGAUUUAUUGUAUUGAAUAUAACAUUUAUCAAUUA
Molecule: messenger RNA, 3966 nt
Organism: Helicoverpa zea (corn earworm)
Lineage: Eukaryota; Metazoa; Arthropoda; Insecta; Lepidoptera; Noctuidae
Gene: betaCOP
Product: coatomer subunit beta
Exons: 20
Coding region: 175-3024 (949 amino acids)
Biological process (GO): endoplasmic reticulum to Golgi vesicle-mediated transport; intracellular protein transport; intra-Golgi vesicle-mediated transport
Cellular component (GO): cytoplasm; COPI vesicle coat
Molecular function (GO): structural molecule activity
Source: RefSeq, a predicted model, not a curated record